AUGGUCACCCUCAUUCAAACUUUCCUUACUCUACUACUCGUUGUUGUUGCGACCGCUAAAAACCAAACAAUGUGCGAUCCUGGUGACCUCAGUACACCAGAGUCUAGUCUGGUUACUCAAGUUAACAUUGUUCGUAAGAAUAACGGAUUGCCGGCUUUGUGCUCAAACAAAAAGCUACAGGCUGCAGCUAAGCGGCACGUUGAGGACCAGUCCAAAUCGGAUUAUAUGUCUAACACUGGUACGGACGACUCGACUCCGGAGCAGCGUGUUACCGAUGCCAAGUACAAGUGGCAAACUGUGGCUGAAAAUAUUGAUUCAGGCAACGCUAAUGCAAUUGCCGUGGUAGACUGGUGGAUGAAGGGACCAAGUCGCGAUAUCAUUCUUGGCCAAUACACUAUGGUGGGUACGGCGUACAAGUAUAACGAAAACACCUACAGCAAGCAUUUCUGGGUCCAGGUGUAUGCCACGGGUACAUCGGAACAGUGCGAUUUGGAAUAG
Messenger RNA from Plasmopara halstedii, 498 nucleotides. RefSeq names its product CAP domain. The record is from RefSeq and is a predicted model, not a curated record. Lineage: Eukaryota; Oomycota; Peronosporomycetes; Peronosporales; Peronosporaceae. The coding region runs from base 1 to 498 and encodes 165 amino acids. The transcript has a single exon.